UCACCGCUUCGAAGCUUCGGCCGGGAAGAGCGUCGUAUUUCACAACAUAACAUAAAAUUAGUAGUAAUCAACCGCAUCGCGAGGCCCGAUAGUGCAACAAUUCGACGUUAUCGUACAUCAAGAUGGAACAGUGAUUGCAGUGACAGACUCGUGUGAAUAAGUGUGCACUGGAAAGACGCUACAAAUGAGGUUAUCUCUGUAAAUUCUACGAGUUUGAACGCUGGGAAAGCAAAAUGAGUGUCAGUGUGGAAGACAAAUACGCCGGCAGCCACAUUUUUUCCGGCCUGACUCAGUAUACGGGGUUGUCCACGGACCAGCUGAAUUUUAUAAUCAGCCAACUUGUUGCGCUCGGGUUAGCUACCCUUUACCGCACCGCCUUACACCCGUCGAAGACCAGUACAGCGGUGAGGCACGCGUUUGGGCUGGUAUUCGGGCUGAUUAUGGGUUAUUUUUGUUUUGGAUUCCAAGCCAUCCACCUCGCCGGGUUACCUGCGGUAUGUUAUGUUGUGAUGAUAACGCAGAAUCCCCAUCUGAUGCACGGAAUGGUUCUGACUGUGGCCUUGAUAUACCUGUCGUGUCUUCACCUGCACAGGCAAAUUUACGACUACGGUUCCUACGGGUUAGACAUCAGCGGACCUCUGAUGGUUAUUACACAAAAAGUGUCUUCUCUAGCUUUUAGCUUGCACGAUGGUUUGACUAAGAAGGAGGGCGAGAUGACGGAAAGCCAGAAAAUGUAUGCUGUGUACAAGACUCCCAGUUUUUUGGAAUACUUCAGUUACACCCUAGUGUUCCCUUCGCUUAUGGCGGGACCAGUUAUAUUUUACAACGAUUACAUCGAUUUUAUUGAAGGUAAAAGUUACGGGAAUGUAGUGAAUAAAUCGUGCUGUGGCUGCGUUGUGGUAAACGAACCUAGCCCCGUUCGAGCGGUUAUUAAAAAAGUGAUCUUGGGGUUGAUAUGUGCUUUAGUAUUCGUGAAUUUCCUACCAAGAUUUCCGAUAAGUCGCUUGAAGGAUGACCACUUCGUGGAAAACACCAGCGUUAGUUAUAAGUUUUGGUACCUGACUGUUAGUACAACUUUAAUGAGAUUUAAAUACUAUUUCGCGUGGACUAUAGCUGAUGCCAUUUGCAAUAACAGUGGCAUAGGGUAUAACGAUGAUGGUUCCGCGAACUGGAACAAGAUUUCCAAUGUAGAUAUAUUUCAAUUCGAAUUUGCCACAAGUCUGAAGCAAAGCAUAGAGGCGUGGAACAAGGGAACGAACACAUGGUUAAGACUGAUAGUUUACGAGAGAACCAAGAAGUACCCCACUAUAUUAACCUACGGUCUUUCGGCGAUAUGGCACGGUUUUUAUCCUGGGUAUUACAUAACGUUCCUCAGCGCCGCUAUUUUCACUUUCGCCGCAAGAACCGUGAGGAGACACGUUCGCGGAUACUUCAUGGGAAGCAACGAAUCCAAGCUGCUCUACGACAUCCUGACCUUCAUCGUAACCCAUUUCGUGUUAGCUUACGUCACGUUUCCUUUCGUUCUGUUAGAGUUCUGGGCAAGUAUAAGACUGUACAACAAAAUGUUUUGGUGCAUCCACAUCUUCGCCGUGACAGCGUUGAUCUUCGUCCCAAAAUUCGUUCAAAAACCGACCAAAGCCGAAUAUACCCAAAAGAGCAGUAUCGCUCUAGCUCUGAGGAAGGCCCGGCCUUACUCCAAUUCAGUGGGCCACACCGACUGAUUUUUUCGACCACGAGUUCACUUUUACCGUAACUUUGGUUAGGUUUUUUUUUUGAAGGGUAUAUUAAUAUAGAGCCUGUUGUAUACUUGUUUGAUAUUUGCUUGUUGUCCACGUAAUAACAAUUGUUAUUUAUAAUUCCGAAUACCUGUAAUCGUUAAUGUUUACUCACUAAAGUUCUGAUUCUAAACACGUAGAUGUGUAUGUUGAUUAUGAUUUAUUGAAUGAAAAAUUUCCGUUGCAUGCUGCAUACCAAAACGUUUAUGUUAAGUCAAUUACACCAAAUUAUAACGCAGAUGUACGAUUUCAGAAUGGUAUUAUUUGUAGUGACGAUGAUUUGUAAAAUUAUAGGAAUGGCAGUAUUAAUCACAAGAUUUUAUACGAAACAUUGUACCACGGUGCCAAAUUUUUAAUCUGUACAAUUAGAGUAUAAGUAGGCAUGUCAUUGUUGCUUUAGGAUUUGUUUAUAUAUUUGUCUUCCAUUACUCUGCCAAAUAUGCAACAACACAAGGUAUAUAUAGUUUGUUGAAACUGUCAACUAGAUGUAAGUGGUGAAGCAGCUAUUUUGUAUAAAUAUUUAUAUGAUAAUUAAACAUGUUAAAUCCACAAA
Molecule: messenger RNA, 2328 nt
Organism: Anoplophora glabripennis (Asian longhorned beetle)
Lineage: Eukaryota; Metazoa; Arthropoda; Insecta; Coleoptera; Cerambycidae
Gene: oys
Product: lysophospholipid acyltransferase 1
Exons: 1
Coding region: 234-1721 (495 amino acids)
Biological process (GO): lipid modification
Cellular component (GO): membrane
Molecular function (GO): acyltransferase activity
Source: RefSeq, a predicted model, not a curated record